This is a messenger RNA of Geodia barretti, 795 nucleotides long. The record is from the annotation of a GenBank genome assembly. NCBI's taxonomy places the organism in Eukaryota, Metazoa, Porifera, Demospongiae, Tetractinellida, Geodiidae.
AUGAUGAAUCGUUUCGGCUUUGAUGUUUCAGGUCAACCGAUUGAGGACUUGAUUCGCUGGGCAUCCGAAAAUGGUUUUCGGUACAUUGAUUUUCAAGCAGACCUGCCCCCGAAUGACAUUGCCUCAUUCGACGCCGCGCGUGUUCGGGGAGUGCGAGACCUCUGCGAAAGGCAUGAUAUUGCCAUUGGCAUCCAUCCAUCGUCCGCUAUAAAUAACGCCGAGUAUGUACCUAUCAUGGCGGAAGCGGUGGACGAAUACCUGUUUGCUAACCUUGACCUAGCCGCACAACUCGGCUGCGGUUGGCUCGUCGGGCAUGGAGGGUAUCAUUUCGGCGACGUGUCCCAACGGCGGGAAGUGGCUGUUGAACGGAUGAAGCGACUGGUGGACAGAGCGGAGGAAGCAAACGUCGUUAUCUUCUUUGAGAACCACAACAAAGAACCCGACCAUGCCGAAAUCCACUACAUUCCGCACAACGUCGAAGAGACUCACUGGUUCUUCGAUGCGAUUCAAUCGCCGUACUUUAAGUGGGCGUUCAAUGUUGCCCACGGCCAUCUUGUACCCGAGGGCUGGCAAGGGUUCCUUGAUGCAUUUGGUGUAGAGAAUAUUGGCCAGGUACGCCUCAACGACAACACGGGUGAUUAUGAGGUUCAUCUCGUUCCCGGUGAAGGGACUAUUGACUUUGAAGCGUUGUUUGCGCGGCUGAAUGCGGACGGCUAUUCCGACUGGUUCAGUCUCGGCUUUGGGAACGAAGCGGAUAAAGUGCGGGUGCGGGAUUGGUUCACGACGCUGGUGUGA